Thalassophryne amazonica is the source of this 1601-nucleotide messenger RNA. RefSeq names its product protocadherin alpha-8-like. Gene Ontology annotation, cellular component: plasma membrane. The record is from RefSeq and is a predicted model, not a curated record. Lineage: Eukaryota; Metazoa; Chordata; Actinopteri; Batrachoidiformes; Batrachoididae. Gene Ontology annotation, biological process: homophilic cell-cell adhesion. Gene Ontology annotation, molecular function: calcium ion binding. The transcript has a single exon. The coding region runs from base 68 to 1474 and encodes 468 amino acids.
CGGAGGAGCAGAUUUGAAUGAUUUUUUUUUUUUUUUUUCGAGAAGGCAACAGGAACAAAGAUACGCAAUGGUGUCCUCGUCGUGUCUCCUGCUUUUCUCUCUCGUUUGCUUCGGUGAGGUGGUUUCUGCUCAGAUCAAAUACUCGACUCCAGAAGAGAUUCGGGUGGGAUCUACGAUUGGAAAUGUGGCCAAGGAUUUAGGCCUUGAUGUAUCUACUCUGGUAAACAGGCAUUUUCGCCUUGUGUCCGGAGGUGAGGACGCUCUGUUUGAGGUGAAUCCGACGAGCGGAGUUUUGUGCGCGCACCGGAGGAUCGACCGCGAAGAGUUGUGCGACAAAAACGCUGCCUGCGCGGUGGAUCUGAAAAUCGUUGUUGAAAAUCCACUGGAGAUCCAUUAUGUCAGCGUGGAAAUAACGGAUGCUAACGACCACGCUCCGAGUUUUGCUGAGAAAGAAAAGGUGUUCGAAAUAGCGGAAAGCACUUUACCGGGAGCGCGAUUUCAGUUACCAGGCGCACGAGAUGCAGAUGUUGGGAUAAAUUCUGUCCAGCGUUACAAGCUCAGUCCAAACGAUCAUUUUCAUCUUGAAAUCAGAGACAAGGACGAGGACAAAAUCCCUUUCUUGGUGCUCCAAAAGAAUUUAGACAGAGAACAGAAAAUAAUCCACAGCUUGAUUCUGACAGCUACAGAUGGAGGGACCCCGCAAAAAUCUGCUCAUCUGAAUCUUACCAUAAAGGUUCUUGAUAUCAAUGAUAACAGGCCGAUUUUUUCCAAAGAUGUUUAUUCUGCAACCUUAAGAGAAAACGUGUCGUUGGAAACGGUUGUAAUGAACGUUCACGCUACGGAUCUCGAUGACGGAAUAAACGGAGAAGUCGAAUAUGGUUUUGGUGGAGACGUUAAUACCAAAGUCUUACAGCUGUUUCGUCUGGAUAAAAAUACAGGAGAAAUCCGAGUUCAGGGUCAGAUAGACUAUGAAACGUCUGAUGUUUUCAAAUUAGAUAUCCAGGCUUCUGAUAAAGGUCAGCCCCCGAUGACAACGGAUUGUAGAGUUAUAAUAAAGGUAAUUGAUAUUAAUGAUAACAAACCAGAGAUAGAGGUGACGACAAUAUCAGACAGUGUUCCGGAGGAUUCCAGAAGUGGAACUGUCAUUUAUCUAAUUAGCGUGUCAGAUCUCGAUUCUGGAGUGAAUGGUAAAGUGAUAUGCAGUGUGUCAGAAAAUGUGCCGUUUGAAUUAAAACCCUCAUUUAAGGAAAAUAUGUAUUCAUUAGUGACAAAUCAACCACUCGACAGAGAAGCCGUGUCUGAUUAUGAGAUCUCCAUCACAGCUACAGACUACGGGGAUCCUCCACUCUCCUCAGCCAAAACUUUAAAUAUCAGAGUGUCAGAUGUGAAUGACAACUUCCCAGAAUUCAAGCAUAAUCCGUUAGAAUUAUAUCUAACAGAAAAUAUAUCCCUGGUGCAACAAUAUUUUCUGUAAGUGCGUUUGAUAAAGAUUUAAACGACAACGCCGCUUUGUCCUACAGAAUACUGAGAGCAGAAGAAGGUCAUAAAGUGGCUGCAACUUUUCUGAAUAUCAACUCUGACACCGGACAAAUAUCAGCACU